AUCUAGUAAAGGUUUACCUAAGCACUGUUCUUGAUUUGGCUAAUUGUUCUGAAACGACUUAAAACAAAGCAUAUAUGUUAGCACAGAGAGCAGGGGAAUGAUAAUUGAUACAAACUGUGUUUUAUGCUUGCAAACCCCAUACAAGGAGAAGAAUGCAACUCUCUAAUCGGUACCGUCCUCGUCUGAAAGCGCUUUGUCCAGCUUAGCAAAUGGAAGGUCUGAGGCCGUAGCAAGUAACUCCGAUUAAGUCCGGCGGGAAGAAGGUGAACGUUGGGGACUUUGGGUUGGGCUUUUGGUUUUUUGGGCCAAAGGGUUAGGUUUGUAUGAACGGUUUUUCGUUCAUCCAUCCAUUGCUCUUCUGCAAGAAAGGUUCAGACAGUUGGAGAGAGCCAAGAAGAUAAGGCAGGAGAAAGAGCUCUUACGUAUGUUCCCUGAAUCAAGGCAGAUCAAUGCAGCUAUGUCUUAUGUGCCAUACAGAUCGCUUUUACACCCUGUACUCAUGCUUCAGUCAGAGCUGCCGCUUCAGUGUACACUCAAAAGAGAAGCUAGUCUGCAGAGCAGGAAUACCCAGGUUCAGGUCAUUCAAACUCCAAUGUUGGAGAAUUUAUGGUCCAGGGACACUGUCAUAUGCACAACUGACAAUGAUGAUAUUUCAGAUGUUGAUACUUCACUUCAUCUGUGAAAAAGUAUUACAAUGUUAGUCUACCUAGUAAUCCUGUGGUUUCCUUCCGUUUGUUCUUCAUGGGGCAGUAAGAAUAUGGGAACGAAAAGAAGGAGCUAAAGAAAAGAAAACAGAAUAUGUAAUGUAGCUAAUGGCCAUUAUCUUAUGUAUCUUCAGCAACUACAUAGCGAUCAGAAAGGCAAUUCGCUUCUCUCUUUUGAAAUGCAUUCUCAUCAUAGGUAAUGUUAUCCAAUUUGUCACUGUUCCCUUUCCUCUUCAUGAAUUUGGGAAUCAAUCGAGUUCCAUCUUUGGCCUCUGACAUUGCUUCCCCAUUGUUUAUCUGCUCAAAACGAACAGCACUAACCUUUCAAGCAUUUGCAGCUAAUAUCUGCACCAGGGACAACAUUUCACUCA
Molecule: messenger RNA, 1075 nt
Organism: Rubroshorea leprosula
Lineage: Eukaryota; Viridiplantae; Streptophyta; Magnoliopsida; Malvales; Dipterocarpaceae
Source: the annotation of a GenBank genome assembly